CGGCGCCCUCCGGGGAGGCCGCGCCCCUCCGCGGAGGCCCCGCCCCUCCUGGGAGGCCCCGCCCCCGCCCCGCCCCGCCCCUGCCCGCCGCGGCCGCCGAUGGAGGCCGAGGCCGAGGCGCGGCUCCUCUUGCAGGAGGCUCGGGAGAGCAUCGAGGCGGCGCGGAGCUACCGCCGGGAGCUGCGGCACCGCCUGGGGGGGCUGCAGCAGGCGCGGCAGCAGAUCAGAGAAAGUGCAACGCUGACCAGAGAUGUACUUGAGCAACAUUUUAAUGAUUUAAAAGGGACCCUAAAGAAGCUGUUGGAUGAGCGACUGAUGUCACUGCUGCAGGAAGUGGAUGCUAUAGAACAAGAGAGCAUCAAACCGCUGGACGAAUGCCAGAAGCUAAUAGAGCACGGAGUCAGCACUGCUGAUGAUCUGCUCCAGGAAGGAGAGAGUGCAGUCCGUGAAGAUGUGGGACAACAGAAUGAAAAACUUUGCAACUUUACAAAAAAAGCUUUACAUAUUCAGCUAGAUAGCUUACCAGAAGUGCCCUCCUUGGUUGAUGUGCCUUGUUUAUCUGCCCAGCUGGAUGACUGCCUUCUUACCAUACUGAAAAAUGAAAUAUUCAGACAUGGAACUGUAGCAUCUCGCCCACCUGUACAGUUAGAGGAAUUUGUUGAGAAGCCUGGAGGUAUUUUAGUCCGAUGGUGUAAGGUGGACGAUGACUUCGUACCACAAGAUUACAGACUGCAAUAUCGUAAGAGCACUGCCAAUCACUUUGAAGAUGUGUAUGUUGGCUCAGAGACAGAGUUCAUAGUACUGCAUAUUGAUCCUAAUGUCGAUUACCAGUUCAGAGUCUGUGCCCGAGGAGAUGGACGGCAAGAGUGGAGUCCGUGGAGCGUUCCUCAGAUCGGCCGCACCACGCUAGUGCCCCAUGAAUGGACAACUGGUUUGGAGGGUUAUAGCUUGAGCAGUCGAAGAAACAUAGCACUUCGAAAUGAUUCUCAGUCAUGCGGUGUGCUCUACUCCAAAGCUCCUACUUAUUUCUGUGGGCAAACGUUAACAUUCAGAAUUGAAACUGUGGGACAGCCAGACAGACGAGACAGCCUAGGAGUGUGUGUGGAGCAGCAGAAUGGCUACGAUUCUUUGCAGCGGGACAAGGCUGUGUGUAUUAGCACAAAUGGGGCAGUAUUUGUAAAUGGGAAAGAGAUGACAAACCAACUGCCUGCUGUUACUUCUGGAUCAACUGUGACAUUUGACAUGGAAGUUGUGCAGUUAGGACCUUCCAGCAAUGAGGGAGGAAACUUCAAGCUUAGAGUAACCAUUAGCUCUAACAACAGGGAAGUGGUCUUUGACUGGGUACUGGAUCAAUGCUGUGUCUCUUUGUAUUUCGGAUGUUCGUUUUCAUACCCAGGCUGGAAAGUUCUGGUGUUUUAGCAGCUCAUGUGAGUGAAGGGAUUCUUGUUCUUGCUAUACUGUGUAAUGUUAAAACCUGGAUUUCCAGCUGUUUGAUAUCAACAAUCUUUUUACUACUUGAACUCCGCUAUAUUGUACUUCUUACUGGAUUCAUUUCAAAAACGUAGUUGUGAAACAUUGGAUUUUUUACUCUGGAAAAAGCUAAACAGGCAUUGGUGUAGACAUUAAUUUAAGCAAGUCCAUAAGACUUUACCCUUUUUUUUUUCCUCCAGACUUGAUUUUGUCAGUAUUUUGUUGUACUCUAGUCUCAGGGUACGCUUAUUGUAUGAAAUUAACUUCGCUUAAUGCUGCUGUUCUGUGAAAUAAGCCUAUAAACUUUAGGGGGUUGGAGGUAAUGGACCAAAGCUUUAUUUAUACCACUCAUAAAAAGAGCAAAGUAUUUAGAGCAGCGAUGCAUUGCUAUGCUUUCUUGUACACAAUGCUGCCUUAAUAAUAUGAAUGGAUAGUGGGUUCUGCAUGCAACCACAGUUUCUUCCAUGCACGGUACUGUUCAUUUGCCUCAAAACAAGGAUGUCUGAGCCGUGGUGUUUGUUCAGAUAUGUACCUAGUCUGUUAAGUGACUCGGUUUUAUGUAAGUGCCUUACUUCCAUGUAUUUCUUGAACUGUUUUCUGUAUUGUUACUUGGAAUACAUUUUCUAGAGUAGUUGCAGGGUGGUGCUUACAUCCUCAACUUAAUACUGACACUUGUCUCACGUUAGACCAAUGCCUACAGUCAGACAGUUAUCCUUCUCUGGUCUGAAUGUCUUUUCUAGUUAUAUUUUACUUUGUAGCUGAUGUCAGAGCAAGUCUGGGUGGUGUAGUGCUCAAGUAUGACAUGCAGAUGGCAGCCAUGAUUCCUCACAGAGCCCCCUUAAAAUGCAGAGGCAACUUUCUGCUGUCCCAGCAACAGUGACAGUGAGGUGCUGUUCUGCUGCACGGGACUCCUAGAAAUCCCAGCUGUCCGCUUGCACUAUUGCACGGGAAUGCAAAGCCUCCCCACAUGCUGCUACAGGCACUAGAGCCAGCUGAGGCCACUGCUACAGGCACUAGAGCCAGCUGAGGCCACACGUGGUGGCGUGCUGUCCGAGCAAGCUGGGACUGCAGCUGGAGGUGCAGCUUAGGAGGUAAUGAAGAAGGGCUUAAGGCAGACACCGCUGGCACAGAUUUAAUCUGUGGCAGUUAAAGUGGAGCAGAGGGUGGUGCUACAUUAGCUCUCUCCUCACUGUAGUACGAUGGGAUAAAAAAUGACUAUGCAUUAAUGUAAAAUUCACAUAAAGUUACCAGUAUUCCCCUUAAGAGACAAAUAAGAUUCAUAAUAAGCUUGUCACAUAGAGACUACUCCUGGUCAAAAGAUGAAACUGCAGUACUACUGCAUUUAAAGAGUACUUUAAAGUAAUGCUCACUGAGGACCUUAAAAAAGGCUUUCCUUACAUCAAGUUCAAUUAAAAAAACCAUACAUUUUAACAUGUUAGAGGGGCAAAUUGUUUUUUUAAUAAAACCUAGACAAUCAUCCUGUCCUUUUUCAUCAGUUUCAACAUCCUGUAUUAUCCCUUUAUGCUAGCAUAAGAAGUUUAAUUGCAUUGUAUUAAUACCCCCCAUAUUCAAAAUGUCAGUACAAAAAUAGUAGUUGUCCUGCCUGCAUUUUACCCCAAGCAUUGGUAGUAGGGGUACAUGAAUUUCAGAAGAGAAUGACAGCUGAUCUUAUUACCAUUUACAAGAAAAAAAAAAAUGAGAAGUUUCAGAGGGAUUGAAAGAACAUAUAGAAUUAAUUAGAAUUUACUAUAAAACAUGAAGCAAGGAAGACUGGACACCCGCAGGUUUAUUAUUCUUCUGUGCUAGCAAGGAAACAGCUGCAGUAUUCUCAGUUUAACUGUUUCACUUUUAGCAUAUCCUAUACAUCCAGCGUUCCUUUGAAUUAUUGUGAUGAGUAUUGUCAAUUGUGCUGUAUCCCAGCUGCCAUAUCUUAAACAUGGUUCUUUUGCUGUAGCUGUGAAAGUCGAGUAGAUGAUCAAACCAUAUCAGUCGUGUCUAGGGGAUCAGGCUGUCAUUCCAGCCAGCAGCCAACUUGAAUCUUGCUCCAACUAGUAGUGCUGGUAGUUUUACUAGUAAGACUUCAGGUGUCAGGUACUAGUUGUAACUCAGUACUUUUACUGUAUGGAAAUUAAAAUAGUGAAUAUCUACAUUUCUGAGGAAUAAGCAGCUCAGGUACCUUUUCACCUGCUUUCAGAGGCUCUAGUCAGACUUGAUUCUGCAGGAUAUUUACCAGCAUAAUAGAUCGUGAAAUUUAAGUCUUGAAUUCAGGUACUUCCAGAGAUGGUAAUGCCUUGUCAGUUUGUUCAGAAUAUACAUAGAAAGCAGCUUAAGAUGACUGUGAAGGGCUCCCCAGGAGGCCCCUACUGUUCCCCUUGAGAGCUGAGGAUGACAAUAGACUAAAUGGUUCUUCUGACUUAAGUUUUUAAGCUGCAUCUUGAACAGGGCCAGCUUGCCAAUUUUGUAUUUUUAACUGAACAUAAGACUAGCUGCCCAGAUCACAAAUUAGGUACUGUACAACCACCUCUUAAGAGUGGCACAUCUCAAACCUGGGAGGGGUGAAGAAUCUCAGGGCAAGACCUGAGUAAGAAAAUAACAAGGUAUCCAAAGAACCAAUAUAGGCUUGGAUUAAAAAAAGGGUUAAGUUCUGUUCUUUCACAGCAGUGUUCAGCUAGAUAGAUGACUUGGCACAUCCUUUACAGUUUUUCACCUCUAGCUAUUGGAGCCUUGCAAGGCUCUAAGAGUGUUAACUGCCUAUGAAAUCCUGAAAGUUGUUUUCUGAAGCUAGUACAUUCUCUUACCUCAAAACUAAGACAUUUGUGUCAAGUGAAAUUUGAAUUUUUUAAUAAAGUUUUAUCCCACA
Molecule: messenger RNA, 4330 nt
Organism: Cygnus olor (mute swan)
Lineage: Eukaryota; Metazoa; Chordata; Aves; Anseriformes; Anatidae
Gene: CRLF3
Product: cytokine receptor like factor 3
Exons: 8
Coding region: 100-1419 (439 amino acids)
Molecular function (GO): protein binding
Source: RefSeq, a predicted model, not a curated record